UCUCUCUCUCUCUCUCCCCCCCUCCCUCUUAUACCCUCACCCUAGAUGCAGGCGGGCGUUCACACACCGGCAGAUUCACUCAGCUUCCCUCUCCAUCUCCGCGUCUCUAUCCCUCCCUGCUCUCUCUCUCUCUCUCUCUGGAUCUUAGCCCGCUGUUGAACACCGCCAAAAUGUCCGACAAGCCCGACUUGACCGAGAUCGCCAGCUUCGACAAGGCGAAGCUGAAGAAGACGGAGACGAAAGAAAAGAACCCCCUGCCCAGCAAAGAGACCAUCGAGCAGGAGAGGAAAGGCGACGCCACGCCUUGACUCCGGAGCCGUGAGGAAGAGGAGGAGGCGCCCUGAGACGCCGCGGCGUAGACGAAGCACUUUCUUUUGAUCAUCACAGUAUUUCAAUCUCUUGCGUUUGUCUUCGGACGAGGGUGCCCUCGAGCUCCCUGGGGUGCCAUAUGUCGUCCUCACAUGGGGAGGGGGGGGGGGAGGGGGGGGUUCUCGUACCACUUGGGUGGAGAAGACAGAAAAAAAACAACGUUAGCCGGGGUGCCUGUCUAUAGCACUGUUAGCCUAUGAAGCUAACACGUCUUCAAUAUUGCCAAACGGGGGAGGGGUGUAGUGACGUGGCCCAGAGAGAGAGAGACGGCACCCGGCUAUGGGGGGGGGGGGGGGGGGGGGCGGAGUCCAAUCAUGUGGGAUGUUUUUCUUAUUACACUUUUUACUUUUUUCUUGAUGAAAUAAAUAUGAAGACAUGGAACCAGUCCGCCGCGCACGUUGCCGUCUCUUAUGUGUGCAGACUCUCUCGUGAGGAAGACGAGGGUUUCUUCAAAGGCGGCUUUCCAUUGGCCUGUAUACAUACAAUAUCAAAGUAUUGCAGAGUGUGAUUAUGUAAGUGGAUGUAUGGGCGUGGAUGGAAUGCACAAACAGGGAGGCCAUGUGUAUUUUACAGGAAACAUUUAAAAACACUUAUUUUUAUACCUUAAUUAUAAUGACUCUGAAGUCGAGGAUAUUAUGAACAUAUAGCGCGGAUAAAACGGGACUUCUCUUUUUGUUCUCUGCACAUAAAUAUUCACAGUGUAGCUGAUAAAUUCGAUCGGCUAAAGAAUCUGUUAUUCAGGCUUGAGCAGCAGAAAAUUAAUGUGGACUUUAUACUUCUCUGUGAAACGUUUCUGACUGACCAAAGUCAGGAAUUGUUUACCCUCCCUGGGUACAACUUAUAUUGCAAAAAUCGCGUUAACAUGAAACAAGGUGGCGUGGCAGUAUAUGUUGCUGAGAAAUACAUCUCCAAGGAUAGAGUUGACAUUGGUGUGAAUAUCGAGGGAGAGUUUGAGUCCAUUUUUGUCGAAGUCCAAUUAAACCACAAGCAAAAGCCAUUUCUUGUUGGCGAGAUAUACCGAGUCCCAGGCACUAAUCAGUCUCAAUCUAUUGAGCGAUACGAUACUAUACUGUCGCAGAUCCAGGACAACAACUUUGUUAACGUUGUGAUCGGGACGGAUCAAAACUUCGAUCUUUUGAAAGUUGAUUCCCAUCAACAAACUUCGACAUUACUGGACUCCUUUUUCGCUUGUGGUAUUAUGCCUACGAUUACAAUUCCCACAAGAAUAACUAAAUCUAGUUCCACUCUCAUCGACAACAUUUAUGUUAACCAGGAGAACAUCUGCAACUUGAUCUCCUUUGUUAUUUUUUCUGAUAUUUCAGACCAUUUGCCGUGUCUAACGCUUAUGGGGGAACGAAAUAAGGUUAAUGAAAAAAAGCAGCCUCUCGUUAUCACAUCGCGAUCUGUCACUGAUCAAAAGCUGCAAGAUAUUAAUCAUUCUCUGUCCAAUGUUGACUGGUCUGACCUACAAAACAUGACCGUAGACGAAGCAAGUAACGCAGUCACUCUGGCAUUUAUAAGCAUACUGGAUCAUCACGCCCCUACGAGAACUGUUCGUAUUUCUCGCAAGCAUGUUAUGAGAGAACCCUGGAUGACGGUGGGUCUGAUGAACUCAAUACGCAGGCGUGAUCGUCUGUUCAAACUCCAGCUGGGGAAACCAGACAGUCAUCCUGCGCGGGCAAAAGUUCUCACCUACAGAAAUAUAUUAAACAAAGCCAAACGAGACGCAAAACAAUUGUACUACUCUAACCUCCUCAAUGAAUAUAAGUACGACUCAAGGAAGACUUGGCGAGUGAUUAACUCAAUCAUUAACAAAUCCAACGACAAGUCUCGUAUCUCGGAUGUAUUUUAUGUCAAUGGCAAAAAGGAAGUUGACCCUAAAAAGAUUGCAGAUGGGUUCUGUGAAUAUUUCGCUACCAUAGGUGCGAAAUAUGCAGACCAAAUUGAAUGCUCUGAUCACUCGUUUGCUGAGUAUCUUGGUCAAUCAUCCACAAUUCAAUCGAUGUUUCUUAAUCCUGUCGACCCGGAUGAAAUUUCUAAAAUAAUAAACAGCUUUAAGCCAAAGAAAAGCGCCGGUCACGACGGUAUCAGCAUGAAUCUAGUCAAACAACUUGGUCAAUCGUUGGCCACUCCUUUAUCACAUCUUGUAAACAAAUCAUUAUCGGAGGGAGUUUUUCCUGAUGAUAUGAAGAUCGCUGAAGUGAUCCCCAUUUACAAAGCCAAAGAAAAGCUUUACUUUACUAACUAUCGUCCAAUAUCUCUGUUGCCAAGCUUUUCCAAAAUUUUGGAAAAGGUCGUUCAUAAACGACUGUACAGCUUUGUUGCAAAGCAUAACUUGUUAUACGGAAGCCAAUACGGCUUUCGACCAAAGCACUCGACUGAGAACGCAGUCACUGAGUUUCUGUUUGACACCUACACUGCACUUGAACACGGAGAGAACACUCUGGCAUUAUUCCUGGACCUUUCUAAAGCUUUUGACACGAUCGAUCACUCAAUACUUUUUUAAAAACUGAGCCAUUAUGGUGUUAGAGGUACGGCACUCGAGUGGUUUAAAAGUUAUCUUCGUGGUCGAAAACAAUAUGUGAAAUACAAGGGGUUCAAAUCAAAAUCAUAUGAUAUAACUUGUGGAGUACCACAGGGUUCUGUAUUGGGACCCCUGCUAUUUAUAUUGUACAUAAAUGACCUUCCAAAAGUCUUAAAACGUGUUAAAAGCAUCCUCUUUGCUGACAACACAACUAUCUAUAUUUCAUCGCAGGACCACCAUAACUUAUAUCAAACUGCAAAUGAAGAGCUAAAAAUUGUAUCUGAUUGGUUCAAAGCGAACAAGUUAUCUCUAAAUGCACAGAAAACUAAUUAUAUGCUAAUAAAUAAAUCAAAUAAUCCCCCAGAUCAAGAUUUUAGGCUUGAGAUUGACGGGGCUAAUGUCUCAAAAGUCCAGUGCACCAAGUUCCUUGGUGUCUAUAUUGACGACAAUCUGCGCUGGCAUCAACAUAUUGACAGCUGUCGGAAGCGUAUACGAAGCGGCACAUUUGCCCUGCGCUCCGCAAAAAAUAUACUCUCAACAGAAAAUCUGCGUUUGUUGUACCACAGCCUUGUCCAUCCGCACCUCUUGUAUUGUAAUAUUCUCUGGGGAUCCGCAGCUAAAACUCAGGUCAAAUGUAUCGAGAUUUUACAAAAAAGGGCUGUGCGGAUCAUCUGCAACGUGAAGAAUAAUGAACACACUGAGCCGCUUUUUAAGAGAUUGGGCAUUCUGAGAUUUACAGAUCUACAUUUGUGUCAAACAGGAAUUUUUAUGUACAGAUUUAUGAAUAAUAAUCUGCCACAUAAUCUGUUACGUAUGUUCACAAGGAACACAAAUGUCUACGACCACAACACGCGGCUGCGUGGUGGCAUUCAUAUAAAUAAACAUACAGUCGACAUUGUAUUUAAAAGCUUCAUCUGUAGAGGUCCAAAGCUCUGGAGACAAAUUCCGGACGAGGUCAAAUCGGCAUCCAGCAUCAAGGCAUUUGGUUCUCGCCUUAAACACCAUCUCACUUCUUUUUCAAAGUUUUUAAUAUUGAUAUACAGCCUGGCGGCACAGUACAAUAGAGGAAAACUAUUUAAAAUAAAAUGUAUAUACAUAAUUUGAUGUUCGUGAUAUUAUUUUUAUUUAUUUUUUCUAAGUUAUCAGUAGUUCACAUUUGUCUUUUAUUAAUAUUUUUACUAUGACUGUUUCUUUUUCUUUUGGUUUUCUUUUCUUUUUCCUAUUCUGGUUUUAUGUUGUUGUUGCUUGUACGACAUUUUAUGUUUUCAUCCAUUAGUGUGUGUACUGUCUGUGUGCCUGUAGUAGUAGUUGGUAGGGGGGGGGGGUGAAAGGCUUCGGGGAGGGGCCGUCCAACUCCUCAUCUCAGAGGAGCCUACAGACCUCGAUCUUUGGACGGUCCUCCAUUCGUACAUUUUUUUUCUGUUGUUAAUGUCUGCCAGUAUGUACACGUUAUGUAUGUACUUAUGGAAAAUAAAUUACUUACUUACUUA
Messenger RNA from Pseudoliparis swirei, 4383 nucleotides. RefSeq names its product thymosin beta 2 (gene tmsb2). The record is from RefSeq and is a predicted model, not a curated record. The transcript has 3 exons. Gene Ontology annotation, cellular component: cytoplasm. Bases 171 to 308 code for a protein of 45 amino acids. Gene Ontology annotation, molecular function: actin monomer binding. NCBI's taxonomy places the organism in Eukaryota, Metazoa, Chordata, Actinopteri, Perciformes, Liparidae. Gene Ontology annotation, biological process: regulation of cell migration; actin filament organization.